AUUAUAAUAUAUUUAGUGAUUUAAUCUUUUAAAUUCAUGAAAUUAAAGGGUAUAUGGUUUGCUUAUACUUGUCACCAUCAACAGCACUUUGAGUCUGUAUAUAUAAACCCCUUCAAACUUCAAACUCAAUCCUGACCUUAUUAUUUUCAACCAAUGAAGCCCAAUCCGAUUGAUCAGCUUUCUAUUCCCACCACCAACGGAAACCUCCACAAACCACUCAUCACCACCAACCACUUCAUCCUCCCCGUCAUAACUCUAGCUCUCCUAAUCACCGUCCAUCUCUACAUCGGAAACUUUUCCGACCUCCGGCUACUCAACACCGCCACACCCGCCGGAAACUCAACCGAGGAUCUCAAGUGUAACAUCUUUCAAGGGAGUUGGGUGUUUGAUGACGAGAGGGAAACUUAUUAUACAAAUGAAACGAAAUGCAUUAUUGAUGAUCGACAAAAUUGUAUGAAGUAUGGAAGACCAGACACUGAUUUCAUGAAGUGGAGAUGGAAGCCGGAUAAAUGCGAGUUACCUGAAUUUGAUGCGGCUGAGUUUUUGGAGGUUGUCAGAGGGAAAAGCUUGGCGUUUAUCGGAGACUCGGUGGGAAGAAACCAAAUGCAAUCAUUGGUUUGCAUGUUAGCUAGUGAAGCUUAUCCUAUUGAUGUUUCGUAUACCAAUGAUACAAGAUUCCGACGAUGGGAAUUUCCCAGCUACAACUUCACAUUAAUAGCAAUAUGGUCUCCUUUAUUGGUGAAAACUCGAGAUCCAAAUCCAACAAACUUCACUCGCGACAGUAUAAUGAAUCUUUACUUAGAUGAACCAGAUGACGCGUGGACAUCCGAGAUAGAAAACAUAGAUGUGAUCAUAUUUUCAGCAGGACAGUGGUUUUUCCGACCAUUUAUGUAUUAUGAAAAGGGUGAAAUCGUAGGUUGUCAUUUCUGCAAUAAAGACAACAUCACAGACCUCACAGUCUACUACGCAUACCAGAUGGCAUUCAAAACAGCAUUCACCACGCUUCUAAACCAUCAAAACUUUACAGGGUUAGCGUUUUUAAGGACGUUUUCACCACAACAUUUUGAGAAUGGAGAUUAUAACAAUGGUGGGAAUUGUGUGAGAACGAGACCUUUCUCAAAGGAAGAGAUGAAGUUGGAUGGGUAUAAGUUACAGAUGUAUUUAACUCAAGUGAAUGAGUUCAAGCUUGCACAGAGUGAAGGGGAAUUGAGGAAUAAGGAGAUGAAACUCAGGCUGUUGGAUACUAGUGACGCUAUGAUAAUGAGGGGAGAUGGACAUCCGAACCAUUUUGGGCAUCCGGCUAGUGAUAAUAAAAGCUACCCGGAUUGUGUUCAUUGGUGCAUGCCUGGCCCUGUUGACACGUGGAAUGAGUUCUUGCUUGAAAUGUUGAAGAUGGAAGAAGGAGAAGGGUUUAUUGAAAGGGCACCUCAGAGGAACAUCACCAAACUCAACCUCAGAUGAAUCCAUCUCUUAUUUAAUUGAAGAUGUAAUUACAGUAUUUUAGAAUUUGUAUGUAGUCCAUAAUAUUUUUACGCAGUGUUUCAAGAGUGCUUAUAAUUAUAAAUAUACGAUUAUACAUGCAAGUAGCAAUUGCAGAGGAA
Messenger RNA from Lactuca sativa (garden lettuce), 1601 nucleotides. Its product is annotated as protein trichome birefringence-like 19. The record is from RefSeq and is a predicted model, not a curated record. Gene Ontology annotation, molecular function: O-acetyltransferase activity. NCBI's taxonomy places the organism in Eukaryota, Viridiplantae, Streptophyta, Magnoliopsida, Asterales, Asteraceae. Gene Ontology annotation, cellular component: Golgi apparatus.